Molecule: messenger RNA, 489 nt
Organism: Menidia menidia (Atlantic silverside)
Lineage: Eukaryota; Metazoa; Chordata; Actinopteri; Atheriniformes; Atherinopsidae
Source: the annotation of a GenBank genome assembly
AUGUGCAACGGGUGUGUGCAGAAACAGUAUCCCGACAGGGGUAACACUUGCCUGGAGAACGGCUCUUACCUGAUGAACUACCUGGGCUGCGCCAGUUGCCAUCAGCGGGACUUCGUGCUAAUAAGCAACAAAGCCACCGAGGAUGAAGAUGGAGAGGAAAUUGUCACAUAUGACCAUGUUUGUAAAAACUGUGACCACGUCAUUGCCAGACAUGAGUACACUUUCUCUGUUGUCGAGGAAUAUCAGGUCUGUAUUGUGUCUUCCAGGAGUACACAAUGCUCUGCAUGCUGUGCGGUAAGGCAGAAGACUCCAUCAGUGUGUUACCAGACGACCCCAGACAGUCUGCACCACUUUUUUAGACUUCCAACAUCAACAGACCUGCAGUUUUUAGAUAGACUGUCCACCACCAUGGCUCCAACAGUUUUUACCAUACAAUGCAAAGUUUUUAAGUCCAUGGAACAACACGUACGACUCUGUAUCAGCCUGUAA